CCCAGACGAUGAGCGUGCUCAGGUCCAGGAAAAAGCAUGGACAGCAUGGCUGAAGUCUCGCCCGCUCCAUCUCACCGAUCCAGCCUGGUCCAUCAUCAGACGCGAUUGUCGAGGUUAUUGGUGAAGAAGCGAGAUAAGUGGCCUUGAUCUCCAGAUUUCCGCGAGACAUUUCUGGAAUUGGCGAUUUUGAACUUUCUGCCUUCUCGUCUGAACUCGUCAAUUCAUCUCAUCCGAUGCCCUAAAUUCAACAUCGCUUCCUUCCUACCUUUGGGAACACACCAUCUCCAUUUCUCCGCCCGAACGGUACCGCCGGCGUAGUGGAAGGAGGAAGGCGGAAGGCGAAAAGGUGGAAGAAGCAAGGCAAUUGACUGGCUGGCAAUGGGCAUGCCGCUCGGUCCAUCGACUGUCGAUUCCUUCUCUCAGCACCGGUGCAGUUCGGACGACUGAGAUUCCAUGGCCACGAUGCAGCACCCACCUCAACCCGUGUUCACGGCCUCGCCAAUCCCUAUUCAACCUCCCACCCAGCCAUCAUCAGCACAAAGGGCGCUACCGGACAGGAGCGUGAGCAGCACCUCGAUAGAGGAUGCCUAUGCCGCCUUCGUCCUUUACUGUAACCCUGGCGUCCCCAUCGAUACGGACUCGACAGCCUUGCGUGAGGCCUUCCGCACUCCACCCAAGAGUGGAGGCAAGAGCUUUAGCACCUACACCCUGUUUGAGCUGAUCAAGAAACUCGAGACCAAAGAGCUCAAGACAUGGGCCGAGCUGGCCUUGAAGCUGGGCGUCGAGCCGCCGGAUCAGGAAAAGGGCCAGAGCUCACAAAAAAUCCAGCAGUAUGCUGUUCGCCUCAAGAGGUGGAUGCAUUCUAUGCAUGUCGAUGCUUUUUUUGAGUAUCUAAUUGGCCGCCAGUCUCCGUACUGGACGGAAAUACCGCCCGAGCACGUCCCAGUCGCUGAGUUGGAGCGGGAUGGCGUCGCGGCAGAGGACGACAUGGCCUUGCGGGCACUCUUACCCCAGAUCAAGCCCCGAAGGGGUAAAAGGAAACCCGAGGAUGACGAAACCGGCAAGUCGCCUUCCCAGCGUCCAUCGCCGCAGGCAGAGGAGGACGGGACCGGCGGGCCGGCCAACACGGCAGAGCCGUGGACGGCGCAACCGGAUGGGAGAGGGAGCGUCUUCCUGUUUCCCCCGGUCCCCGACCCAUCGAGGUUAAACCCAUCCGCGCCUUCCUGGACAAACGAAAUUGUGCAGACGCCGAUGACAGCAUAUCCAAUACCGCAGUCUGCGAUCACGCCCUCUACCAGGAAUGCGUUCUGGGCGGACGAGCCAAGGUCGGCCCUGACUCCCUCAAAACCCAGAUCCGCGAGCAGACGACAUGGCGCCAAGGUGGUCUCAUCUGCUUGGCGAAGCGGGACGGCGACCCCCGUCCCCAUUGGCAAUGCGGCUCCUCCCGCGCCGCUCGCGCCACCCCCUCCUCAGGAUCCCGCACCCCAGCCUACACAGACGCUCAACCACUUCUCCCCAAUUCAGGAGUCAGCGCCCGCUCGGCCAGCCAAGCGGAGAAUGUUGUCGCUGCAGGUCCCCGAAAGAAAGGGAGGAGAGGUUCGGCUGGCGACGCCUCCGCUUCCAGAGCCGGCAACGGCGCCGGUUGUAAUGAUAAACGGGCAAACAGCCGAACCCCACGGCCAGCCGAUGCCCGGAGCGCUCGGUGUCGACCAAGUUGGACCCAUGCAUGCUCAGAUACCAGGGGUUAAUGCAAAUGGUUCUCUACCACUGGAAGCCGCUAUCUCAGGAGGACUAAACGCCUUUACACAGGACCCGACAGACCGCACCAACGUGGCCGAGGUCGAUGCCUUGUUCGUGUCCAGUUUGUUAGAUGCCAACUGGUACGACGCCAAUCAACAGCCGAUCGCUCCCUGCAGCGUCGAAGAAGCGUUGGCUUUCUCGCAAACGGUCGUCGAGACACUGCGCAACGCGGCGCCCACACACGAAACCUUCCUGAUCAACCUGUCCGGACUGGCGGGCGGCCAGGCCUUGAUGCGCAAGGGCAGCUUGCGCGUCACUCGCGUCGAGGAACUCGCCGACCGGACGCGGUAUUCGGUCAUCUGGCAGCUGCAGUAUGGAGGCAUUGUGGGGGACUGGAACAUGGAGGAGACAGUUCUGCACGAGAAGUGGAAGAAGCCGAAAAAGGACGACGGGGCGGCGCCCUUGUCAGGGUCGGCGACUCCCACCGGGGCCGGCGGUUCACAAGCGGAGAAUUGGAAGAGGAUGUACACGGAGAUGGCGGCCACGUUACAGCGGCGCGAUGAGGAGGUGGUGCGACUCAAACCUUUCGCUCGUUCCGUCCCGCAUUGUCCUACGAUACCCGAUACAAUCCGUAUCCCAUUAAACCCUCGAUCGAACUCCUACGCCAUGCCGAAGCAGUACGUCCUCUGCGGCCGGCCGCUGCCUCGGUUCGGGACCCGCCGCAUCUCGCUGCUCCUCGUCUUCUUCGCUAUCUUUGCCGUAUUCAGUCUACUCUUUACCCUCCCCGGCUCCAUCCAAGCGAGCCCGAAGCUGCGAGCCGCCGGCAAUAGGUUCUCCAUCCCGAAAUCGUUCAAGAGCCCCUGGAUGAACAAGCUCAACCCGUUCAAGCAACCCACGCGCCCGCCCCGCGUCCAGAAGACCGACACAGACGGCGACUCGGUAUGGCACGCCGACUGGAACUGGCUGUUGAUGCCCUUCAGCAGCUCUAUCACCCUCGACGAGAACCGCGCCCUGCUCCCCAUGCUCAAGGACCGCACACCGAUCUACUGCUACUACGACAACACGGUCGAGAAAGACCGCUCGAGCAGCGACGCUGAGAGCGCCCUGCUGCUGACCUGGCGCCGUGCCUGGUGGGCUCAGGGGUUUAAGCCCGUCAUUCUCAGUCCCGCCGAGGCCAUGAAUAACCCGCUAUACGAGGAGCUACAGAAGCUGGAUGGCAUGACGCCGAAGCUCAAAGAGGACCUGAUGCGCUGGCUGGCCUGGGAGAACAUGGGCGACGGCGUGCUUGCCCACCACCUGGUCUUCCCCAUGGGGCCACACGACGACCCCUUGUUUGCCUACCUCCGCCGCGGCGAAUUCCCCAAGUUGACACGGUUCAAGGAUCUAGAUGACGGCUUAUUCGUUGGGUCCAUGACUGACGUGACCGACGUUAUCAAGACCGUUAUGAAUAGCCCGGAAAGUAAGCAGGCCGAGGGUAUCGUGGCGCUCUUGGAGUCAGGCGAGAAAGAGAACCCAUUUUCCGUCGAUAACGCACCCAAAGCCCUGGCUUAUUACUCGGCGCACCAGGUCGAGACUCUGUACCCCGAGCUCGGCGACGACAUCGCGGCAUCCCACGCGGCGGGGCUAAAAAGCCUUACACAGCUCAUCAGCGCUCACCUACACCUCACCUGGCAAAACAUUUUCACCAGCGGGAUCGCCGUGGUCAAGCCACUGCCGCACCAUACCACCCACCUCAUCACCCCCGCCUACGAGCUGGCUCAGCGACUAGCUCACUGCCCGGAAAGCCCACUCCCCAACACCUGCCCACCCAACCGCCCCAAAUGCCGCCCCUGUGACGACUCCAAGCCGAUGAAGAUUGGUACUCCGUCUUCCUACUCGGGCGUCGACACGCUCUACACCAUCGGCACCGUCCCGCACCCCUACACCUCAUCCACCCUCAACUACCUCAAGACCCAACUCUCCAUCCCCUGGAUCCGCCGCGACUCGCCACGCGACGCCUGGGUAACCUCCUUGACCUCGUCCCUGUUCACCGAUUCCGUUUCCACCACCCCGCGACUCAUCAGCUUCAAAGAAGCCGUCGCCUCAGACGAGGACGACACCACCGAAACCAAAGGAACGGUAAGAGGAACCAAAGGCGGCGCCUACCGCUCCCUCUGGCUCCCCGCCGAGCAGACCCUCCCCGACGACCUCGACUGGCAUUUUGGCUUCGCCCUCCCCGACCGAGCCACCUACGCCGCGGACCAAUCCACUCCGGACUCCACUCCCGACUCCACCGACACCGCCAGCGACACCACCAAUGACCCCCCCAGCACCGUCGUCCCACUGCACACCCCCAAAGACGGCCCCGUCCCCACGGCCGACGAGCUGGCCCUCGAGCCCGCGCUCUUCACGCGCGCCCAGGCCGUCGUGCUCUCCAGCUCCUCCCGCCUCACCCUCAAGGCCAAGGCCAGCGCCGAGGACCUCGCCCUCCGCAACGCCGUCGAGGCCUGGAACCUCGCCGACACCGAGGCCUGGCGCUUCGCCCGCGCCUACCUCGCCCGCAAGUCGGUCGAGCGCGCCAAGUGGGAGGACGAGGAGGCCCGCUACGCCGGCGGGGUCGGGGCCGAGAAGUCGCACCGCCCAGAGGCUGGGGGGGACGGGGGGGAGGGUGGGAAGAAGGGGGCUGGUGGGAAGAAAAAGGGUGGGGGGAAGGUUUGGGAUCGGUGGUUGGAUCGGGAUUGA
Messenger RNA from Chaetomium fimeti, 4461 nucleotides. RefSeq names its product ARS binding protein 2-domain-containing protein. The coding region runs from base 454 to 4461 and encodes 1335 amino acids. The record is from RefSeq and is a predicted model, not a curated record. Lineage: Eukaryota; Fungi; Ascomycota; Sordariomycetes; Sordariales; Chaetomiaceae. The transcript has 5 exons.